CUUAGCCUGGUUACCGGACCUAUUUUAGGUCCAGGCUCUUUUAAUAUCCUCCACAAAUCGGGGAGGAUAAAAGACUCUCUGGGGCCGUCUGGAGAUUUCCUGACACCAGAAGCGCACCUAGCGGUUAGCUGUGGAACAACAGGUUUCACUGACAACCGGAAGUAAUAACUUGACCUUUAUGCAAAUUGCCUUUUUACUGAGAGCGCAUGCGUUCAUCCGGGCAUUCCGCUUCCACUGUUAGCAGCUGCAGUAUCAGUAUUUUGGUUUGUUGUCAAAGUGUAGUUGUUUAUGUCUCCAAAAUGCACGACUUUGUGACCCUUUAGGAGCGGCCAUUGUGUCAUAUUGUGUGUUAAGGUUAUUCUUGUAACGUUUGACGAGGCUCGAAGCUCAGGGAAAGGUGUUAGGAGGGAACGCCGCGCGGUUGAAGUGAAGGCGGAGAGGUAGAGGCAGGCAGACAGGAGAGAUGGAGAAGGUUGAGGAAAAGGAAGAGAGUGACAAGGAGAAUGAAAAGAAAGAAGAGGAAAAGAAGGAAAAGGAAGAGCAAGAUGCUGCGGACCCUCCAGAAGCCGAGACUGAUAAACCGAAACUGCCUAAGCACAGAUACAACAAGGAAGAGUUAAUGAACUUGGCAAAAUGUGGGCCCUCCAAACAGAGACCAGCUUUCCUAUCUAAAGAGUUUGACAGCCCGGAGGGUAUCUGGGACCCGGAGCGAUGGCACGCGUCCGUGUCGGGAAAGCGUUCUGCUACCAGCUCGCCAGCACCAGACGAUCACAAGCGCUCACGAACAGGCGACACGGACAGGGAGAUUCGACGGAAAUCUUUCGCAGAUCCCCGAGAGCGUGUUCGUGAGGAUGACAAGGACGGCAUAGUCCUGAGCCCACAGAGACGCAGUUUUGGCAGCGGCUGUCAGGUCACCACUCAGACAUCCAACAAUGAAAAAGGUCGAGGUAGCCCCAUGGACCGCCUGGAUAGAAGGGAGAACGAGUCAGGGCGCGGGAACCAGCGUCGGAUCGGCAGUGGGCGCCUGAACCUCUACGAACGAGAAAGAGAGGCCGCGAGGGAUGGCCGGGACCUGGGCCGGGACGGCCGAGACCGGGACAGAGAUUUCGGCAGGGAUGGGCGGGACCGGGACAGAGAUCUAGGCAGGGACCUGAGAGACCGGGACAGAGAUCUGAGAGACCUCCGGGACAGAGACUUCGGGAGAGGUGAUCGAGAGAUGGAGUUCAAGGAACGCAACAGGGACAGAGGAGGCAGAGACCGGCAACAGCAUGAUGCCUCGAGACGCUCAAGACUCCACAACCGUCCUGCGGAGGAGCCGGAGUGGUUUUCGGCGGGCCCCACCAGCCAGUCAGACACCAUCGAGCUGGGAGGCUACGAGGACUACGUGGAGCGCAAGAAACGGGACAACAAGAAAGGCAUGUUCACGAGUGAAACCCUGCCCUGUGAAACCGACAGUGUUGACUUUAUGUUAAACGGUGAAGUGAGUACCAAACAGCCUGACAGAAAUGGCAGUCUGGAGACGAACAGCUCGAGUUCUCCUGAGAUGUCCCAGGACGGGGAGGGGCGGGAGCGUGGGGCGCAGCCUACAGCUGCCAACAGUGGAGACUUCAACUUCGACGAGUUCUUCAACAUCGAUGGAAACAUUCCAGGCUUUCCUAUAUCUCAGAGCCCGGAGGAGAGUGCAGCUGCCAGCAGCAGCCGGUUCAGCCGCUGGUUCGCCAGCCGAGGCAGCAGCCGCAGCAGCAGUCGCAGCAACAGCCGGCCCGGUUCCCGUAGCAACAGCCGCCCCAGCAGCCGCCGCUCGUCCAUCCACGAGGAGCUGGAGCGGCUGACAGCCGGGAUGGAGGAGAAGGGCGGACACUCACCGGUCCCGCCGCCCGCGACGUUCAUCUACCCGCCAGGCGAGCAGCACAACAAGGUGAACAUUCUGGAGAUGCUGAGUAAGGCACGGAUCCCAGUCCACCCCCUGAUGGAGACCAUGUCACAGAAACAUCACCAUCUUCAACAGCACGCUGAGGCAGGCAGUGUGAAGAGUGUUCAGGAGAUCGAGGCAGAGCUGAAACAGAUGGUGAUACAGAACCAGCAGCAACAGGGAGAACAGGCAGGACCACACAGGGCUCCACAGCACCAGCAGGCCCCCACCCAGCAGCCAGUGUUUCCACGGCAACUCCCGCCAGAACACCAGCCGGGGUUGCCACGGCAACCUGUCCCCACCCAGCAGCCGGCCCCACCCAUGUCAGGCCAGAGGCAGGGAGGACCUGUGGGCGGACUGUCGGCAUUUGACAAGCUGGUGGCCUCCAUGCAGGCGACGGGCACCCUGCCACAGCAGCCGAAAGCACUGGUGAGACCAGAUGGACGCCCCCUGUCACCUCUGCAGGUACUGCAGAUGGACAACCAGAAGGCCCAGAGAGGGCCAGAACCUCCGAAGGAUGUCAUUCAGGAGCUGAUGAAACAGACAGGUGCAGCUGGCCACCCCCCUCUACAGCACCCCCCCAUGGUCCACCCCCAGCGACCCCCUAGAGCGCCCUCCCCACCCCUCCUGCACCGACCCCCCUCCCCACACGACUUCCUCAUGGCCCAGGGGUCCCCCAGGGUGCCAUCUCCACUCGGUUUCUCUCCCGUUCCCUCCCCCACUCCAGGUAUGAUCGGAGGGCUGCAGGUGCCGUCCUCCAUCCCAGGACAGCUGCCAGGCUCCCCCAUGACUGGACAGUACGGCAUGUCUGGAAGCCCGCCCGGAGUGCGUCCCCCGUUCGCCCGUGUGCCCUCCCCACAGGAGCUGGCCAUCCACACACAGCGCAUCCUGCAGGAGGCUGUCAUUAAGAAACAGUUAGAGAAGCAGCGGGACAACAUGCGGCGUGCUCACUCCCCCAGCUUCCACCCACACCCCCCUCCCCAGCACAGGCCUCCACAGCAGAUGGGACACCCCCAUGCAGGCCCUCCACACGUAGGAGCCCCACAUAGGGAGCCUCCUCAGGGAGGCCAGCACACACCCACAUCUGCAGCUAGCAAGCCCCGUGUUCCUGCCGCCUUCACCCCAACGGCCGUUAUCCGACAGCUGCACAACAAGCACGCAGAGGACAUGGACAAGGAGGAGAAGGAAGCAAAGGACCAUGGGAACCGAGACUCGCCCGUAGCCAGCCUGAUGAAGGAGCUACAGGACAAGAACAAGGAAGACACUGACGGACAGGAGCAAAAGGGUGGACAGGAGGCCGACUCCAACCCGGACCAGCGCGCUCGCAGUCCCACAGAAAUGGCCAAGAUUGCCGCCGCCAUCAUCAACAAGCGCCUGGCCUCCAACCGCUCACCCGUCAGCCCCCACCCCCUCUUCGGCCACCCCGUCCCCCAGGUUCCCGUCGGGAUGGUCCCUCGCGUCCCCAUCCACCCCGGCAUGGGAAUGGUUCCUCCCGGCGUGGGGAUCCCACCCAACCACAUGUCCAUGAUGCGUGGGAUGGUCCCGCAGGGCCCCCACCCCGCGGUGGCCAUGGGUUUAGCCCCCCCAGGGAUGGACAUGCGGCACCUGUCCCUGCCCCCGGGCUCGCACCCCCACCCCGCCAUGCUGCAGCAGCAGCUGGCCAUGCAGAACGGGCUGGGGCAGCAGGUGGCCAUGCAGCAGCUCAUGCAGCGCACCAUCUCACCGCAGCCCAACAGAACUGUCUCACCACAGGCACACCUGCACCAGCGACCAGACAUCAUCACCAGCCACACCACCCAGAACGGCCCGGGCGGACCCCUGGCUAAGUCCCCGACCCCCGCCGACAACCUUGCCAAGUGGUUCGGACAGGACGUGCUGCGCCAGCCCAUGCCUGCCCCCUCCCUCCCCUCCGGACAGAAGGUCCUCUCCCUGGACGACCUGGAACGACCCCAGCAAGCCGCCGUACAGUAGAACAACUGCUGCUAAAGAGAUCUUCCACUGAAAAGCUACUAACAACACAAGGAACCAUUCUUCCUCUCGAGAAGAAGAAGAUGGGAAAAGAUUGAUCCAUUUUCGUUUUGUUAAGUUGAUUCGGUUUUGUUAAGGGAUUCAUUUUGAUAUAAGCUAGGAUCACAAGUUUUGAUGGUGAAGAGGUAAUUGUGGGGUUUUGUUGUUCAGAAGGAGUUCAAAGCGAAAGAAUUAUGUCGAACACAGGUGAAGUCGUAGCGUUUCCGUUGGAAGGUUAUUUGUAAAUCAAGAUGCAAUGCCUUGUAAAGUGAUGCUGGCAUUUCAGGCACCUAAAUAAUAAAUAGGUUGCCUGCAAGCCAAUCUCUGACAGAAUGACAGGCACCGAUGGGGUUUACCAGGGGCAGUCUGUGUAAAGAAUGGAAGUAAAACAAUCAACUCUGUCCAACUACAACAAUGGAACAACUUGUGUUACACCCAAGAGGCCCUUCAUUUGCAAUGACUAUGUUGCCCCAGUUUUCUUUCAAGAGUGAUUUCUACAAAAUUGCAUGACAUUGUGGGAGAAAAUCAACUCAUAAAGUGCAUAUAAAAAGGUAUACAGCAUCAGUCCAUGAUUGCAGUUACUCAAUAGCAUGUGUCAGUGACUAGUAGCAUUGCCACUGAUUCCUACUUAACCAACUUAUCCGGUUCUUGUCCAUAUUGGUUGUGAAGCAAAACCGUUUUCGUGCAACUUCUCUUUUCAUAGCAAAAACACGUGAAAAGUGUAUAAACCGUCUUGAAAAAUUGUAUAUCUACAGACUGCCGUUGUUGUUGAUGUUGUAUUCCAGAGACUGUAUAAAAUCAGUGCCUGUACACUGUCCCUAGCGUAUAAAGCCUCCCCUGUACAUGUAUAUUCUGCCGUUAACUUCCGUCUCUACAAUACCGGCAGCAUUUGCAGUUGGAAUGCCAUCCUCGGACUGGGGUUUCUAACACAGCCUUAGAUCAGUGUGCCUAGUUCUUUGGUGUUACAGACGUGUAUAUGUGUGUUAACGUUCCUUGCCAGUAAUAUACCGCUUGCAUGUAAAUACUGCAUUGUACUCAAGUGUUUGUGUCCUGUAGCUUUUGAAUGGUGAGAGAUGGGUGCGCAUUCCAACUGCUUUUGCUGUCUGACUGUGGUGGUUGUUUCUUUUUUUUGUGAUGCCUCAGACCAGAGGCUUUUUUUGCCCGUUUCAGGGUAUAUUCUAUGUAUAAAGAAGUGCUACCACCCCCAUACCACUAUGAUCACAGUAGGGGCUAUCCAGUGGUAUACGUGUAGAAAGUUGUUUCAGUUGUAAUGGUUGAAAUCUAUUUAUUUCACCUUUGCUGUAUAAGUAAAUGGUAAGGGGCAAUAGGAUAUUUCUUUUUACAGUAAAAGUCCCUGUCCAAUUUGUAAACAGUACUAGUAUUUGAAGCCAGAGCAAUGUAGGAAAUCUGGUAACAAUCGUAACAGUAACCUCUGUGGUAUGGACUCAAUCUGUAUCAUUCUGUAUCUGUAUAGCGGGUAUAACACACCCUCAGUGUAACACACCAGCUUCUGUAUCUGUAAUUGGGUAUAACUGCCCUUUGGUGUAACACACCAGCUAUUGGCUACCAGAAAGAACAUUUCAUCAGGUUAAACUUCCAGUUACAUAGAGUUCACAGUAGCUGUUCUUUUAAUGCAGUCAGUACACAGAGCCUCUUUCUAGCCGAGUUUUAACUGCACCUGAAAGUAGGCCCAAAUCAAUUUGCCAGUUGUAAUAUCUUAUGUCCUGGUGACCUAUACCGGUAACUUGUCAAAUUACUGGUCAUGUGAAUAGUUGGAUACUUUAUUUUGAUCUUCAACACCUGUAUGCCCCUGAGUCAGAGUCUGCUUCAUACGACAUACUUUGUUUGAGAAAGAAAGAAAAAAUUAUGUUCUGUGUCAUAAAAAGGGAAAAAGUCAUGUCUAUUUUGUAUUACUAUGUGUCGUAGAAAGUAAAUUACGGUGGAAAGCUUACAUGUUGAGCUCACGAAUACUUGUGCAACUAGAGAGAAACCAACCCUACACAGUUCCCAUGAAAUGUUGCAGUAUUGUGUUAGUAGAUUCCCCUUUCAGAGAAAUGUAUAAAAGGGUUGAUACCAAGUCUAAGUUUAUAGAAGACAGAAUGUGUUGGUUCAAGAAAUUAUUUACAUUUUCAAGAGAAAUGUAUUCCUUUUGCUCUUUCUUUUUUGUGAUGCCCUUUUCUGUUUUGCUUUUGUGAGCUCUUGAGAGAUGUAAAAUGACAAAAAAUGGCUUGUAUGCCCAACUUCCAUGUUAAAUAAACACGAGUAUUUGGUAAUAAA
Molecule: messenger RNA, 6196 nt
Organism: Branchiostoma belcheri (Belcher's lancelet)
Lineage: Eukaryota; Metazoa; Chordata; Leptocardii; Amphioxiformes; Branchiostomatidae
Product: eukaryotic translation initiation factor 4E transporter-like
Biological process (GO): negative regulation of translation
Cellular component (GO): cytoplasm; nucleus
Molecular function (GO): mRNA binding
Source: RefSeq, a predicted model, not a curated record